Molecule: messenger RNA, 423 nt
Organism: Cooperia oncophora
Lineage: Eukaryota; Metazoa; Nematoda; Chromadorea; Rhabditida; Trichostrongylidae
Source: the annotation of a GenBank genome assembly
AUGUCGGGUAUUAACAAUACUAUAGAGGAACUACGAGAGAAAGUGCGAGCUCUAACCGCCGAAUUGAGCUCGUACAAGAUUGAGUCGAAAAGUAUGGAUCACUCUACCGUAGUUCAAAAACGACAGAAAAUCGAGAAAAUGAGCGCAGAGGUCGUUGAUUCCAAUCCGUAUAGUCGACUGAUGGCAUUGAAAAGGAUGGGUAUAGUGAAGGACUAUGAAAAAAUUCGAGAGAAAACGGUGGCCGUAGUGGGAGUUGGAGGUGUUGGUAGCGUUGUAGCCGAAAUGCUUACAAGAUGCGCUAUCGGGAAGCUACUUCUUUUUGACUACGAUAAAGUGGAAUUGGCGAAUAUGAAUCGACUGUUCUAUCAACCCCAUCAGUCUGGUCUUAGUAAAGUUGAAGCAGCGAAAGACACUCUUGUGUAA